AUGCCCAAAGGCUCUGAUGACACAUGGGCUCAGAAACUUUACAACACCUUCCUGAAGAAAAGUGAUCUUUUUGACAAACCUCGUAUGUCCAACAAAGCCUUUAUCAUCCUCCACUUUGCAGACAAGGUGGAGUACCAGUGUGAGGGAUUCCUGGAGAAGAAUAAGGACACUGUCAAUGAAGAGCAGAUUAUUGUGCUCAAACUAAGCAAGUUUGAGCUGCUGUUGGAGCUGUUCAGCGACGAGGAGAAGCCUGCAGGCUCCCUGACCAGUCGCAGUAAGAUGACACGGCCUGUUCAGGCUCAGAGAGACCACAAGAAGACCGUUGGAACGCAGUUUCGUAACUCUCUACAUCUGCUGAUGGAGACUCUGAACGGAACUACUCCUCACUAUGUACGCUGCAUCAAGCCCAACGACCUCAAAUCCCCAUUCAU
This is a messenger RNA of Oncorhynchus keta (chum salmon), 431 nucleotides long. RefSeq names its product unconventional myosin-Va-like. The annotation marks the transcript as partial. Gene Ontology annotation, cellular component: myosin complex; vesicle; cytoplasm. The record is from RefSeq and is a predicted model, not a curated record. Lineage: Eukaryota; Metazoa; Chordata; Actinopteri; Salmoniformes; Salmonidae. The transcript has 4 exons. Gene Ontology annotation, molecular function: microfilament motor activity; actin filament binding; ATP binding. Gene Ontology annotation, biological process: actin filament organization; vesicle transport along actin filament.